Molecule: messenger RNA, 1737 nt
Organism: Neospora caninum
Lineage: Eukaryota; Apicomplexa; Conoidasida; Eucoccidiorida; Sarcocystidae
Exons: 2
Coding region: 1-1737 (578 amino acids)
Source: RefSeq, a predicted model, not a curated record
AUGGAUGCAUGGCGCUGCAGCACGUUGGCGAGAAGGCCUCGAGGCGCCUCAAGUUGUUCGGCCCCGAAGCAAAAUUGUCCUGAGACAGGAACGGCACUUUCUCCCUGCCUGGAUUGGUCUGUAUCGACAGCUGGCAGCUCAGUGGCGAAGGGGGCCGCCAGCGCCGAGUUUCACAGUCGCUCCUGCAGCUUCGAAAGCACGUCGCUCUUUGAAAUGGAGACAGGGCCACGGGUGGAUGGGGAGGCGACGGGCGGCUCCGAGAGGAAAGACCGAAGGAAUGCCCGGGGAGAGGCUCGAUCCUCGCUCGAAGGAGAGCGCAGUGGCAUGAGAGAGAAAACAGCCCGGUGCGAGGAAGGCGGUAGCACUCUUCCAGAAGGAAGCAAGAGGAGAUGGGACAAGAAGAAAGGAGAAGUGAGCAAGGCGGUGGACUGGGGAAGAGGAAAACCGCGAGCUGGGGGGAAAGAAAGGAAGACCCAUGAGAAAAGCUCUCGGAGUCCCCAGCUGCAGCCUCGAGAGAGACGCAGGGACACAGAAGAGGAAGAGAAACGGGAGACCGGACAUGUCAGUCACCGCUCGAAAUCGCCGUCUCGCGCCAGCCAUGGCGGAAUCAAGAACGCUCCCGAAGACACUGGUGAAGAGCGCAGACAAGAAAUGCGGCCUCACCGAAGGAACUCGGAACAGUACAGCCGUGAGGCUUCUCGCGACCGUGCGUCUCCAAGGCACGUCGAAAGUCGCCGACGCGAGAAUGCCAGCGUCCAGUGUCGCUCUCAACCAGGAGAAGGCGGUGAAGAAGGGGAAGAAGAGGAAAGGGACACAAACGACGGGGCUGCUGUCGGGAAAAGAGGCGCCAGUAGCCGGCGCUCAGCAAAGCAUAGGAAGGACGAAGACGAUGGAAAAGAUGGCGAAGAAGAGGAGUCUGAUUCCGACUGGGAGGUGACCUUGCCAACGAGACAUCAGCCCCCGCGGGUUUUCCGAGCCUCCAACUACCGAGCCUUGGUGGAGGAAGCGAAGAAGAAAGGCCACACGAAGGCGAGGACCGCUCAGCAGCCAGGUUUGUUGUCUUUGUACGGCGCAGAAAUGUGGGAGUCGAGUGAAGAAGACGACGACUGGAGCCCGGAGAAGGUCUACGGGCGCGCACAGGCGCGGAGGCUGCUCAAGAGCAGACAGAGUGAAAGCAGCUCGGACGACGAAGACUCCUCUGAGGCAUCGGAAGACGUGGAAACGCGUGGGCCUCAAGCGGCUGCGCGUGUCUGCGCCAGUGCGAUUCCAGAGAAGAACCGAGGCAUUUGUGAACACAAGAGAGAUGAAAGUCGACACCGGACGGGCAAAGACGGCGACCGCGCAUUCCCUUCUGGAAAGGACACUAGGAGUGGUAGCAGGAGCCGUCCAGACUCGAGUCGAGGAGAGGCAGGGAGGGACGGCGAAGACGAUCGAGCGAGCGAGAGUAGACGAGAGCACACCAGGAAGCGUGCAAACCUGGUUGACGGCGCAGCUGCGGAUGAAACGGCGAGUGGAGGCGCACGACGCAGACGAAAGCGACCGCGGACCGAAGAGGGCCGAGAGCGCUCGAGUACGCGUGCGGGGGAAGAGCGGCAGUCGAGUUCGAAGCAGGAAGCAAGCGGCGCACAAAGUGCCGGAGGAAAGAAACGGAGCACUCGCCAGCAUAUGCACUCGCAUCCGCGGUCUCGACAUCGCGACGGAAGAAAAAAAAGUGACAAAAGAGGGAAACUCAUGUGA